Rhineura floridana is the source of this 516-nucleotide messenger RNA. It is a transcript of the gene MYL7, whose product is annotated as myosin light chain 7. Gene Ontology annotation, biological process: heart contraction; cardiac muscle tissue development. Gene Ontology annotation, cellular component: cytoplasm; myofibril. NCBI's taxonomy places the organism in Eukaryota, Metazoa, Chordata, Lepidosauria, Squamata, Rhineuridae. The coding region runs from base 70 to 516 and encodes 148 amino acids. The record is from RefSeq and is a predicted model, not a curated record. The transcript is spliced from 6 exons. Gene Ontology annotation, molecular function: calcium ion binding.
AGAAAAGCCGGGACCAGAAGCAAAGCUUCUGCAAAGCAUGCUCAGCGGGGCUCUUCCAAUGUUUUCUCCAUGUUUGAGCAGUCGCAGAUCCAGGAGUUCAAGGAGGCAUUCAGCUGCAUUGACCAGAAUCGAGAUGGCAUUAUCAGUAAAUCAGACUUGAAAGAGACGUAUGCUCAACUGGGGAAACUGAACGUGAAGGAUGAAGAACUGGAAGAGAUGCUGAAGGAAGGGAAAGGGCCGAUUAACUUCACUGUCUUCUUAACACUCUUUGGGGAGAAACUGAAUGGCACUGAUCCAGAAGAAUCCAUCCUUGCUGCCUUCAAGUUAUUUGACCCCAGUGGAACUGGCUAUGUGAACAAAGAUGAGUUUAAACAACUCCUGAUAACUCAGGCUGACAAGUUCUCUCCUGAGGAGGUAGAGCAAAUGUUUGCAGUAGCUCCCAUAGAUGUGGCGGGAAACAUUGACUACAAAUCUUUGUGUUACAUCAUCACCCAUGGCGAUGAGAAGGAAGACUGA